AUGAAUCCAGGCCCACGGAUCCGGGCCCGCGGAUCCAGGCCCACGGAUCCAGGCCCGUGGAUCCAGGCCCACGGAUCCAGGCCCAUGGAUCCAGGCCCACAGAUCCAGGCCCACAGAUCCAGGCCCAUGGAUCCAGGCCCACAGAUCCCGGCCCACAGAUCCAGGCCCAUGGAUCCAGGCCCACAGAUCCGGGCUCACGGAUCCAGGCCCAAGGAUCCAGGCCCACAGAUCCGGGCUCACGGAUCCAGGCCACGGAUCCAGGCCACAGAUCCAGGCCCACAGAUCCAGGCCCACAGAUCCAGGCCCACUGAUCCGGGCCCACGGAUCCGGGCCCACAGAUCCAGGCCCACGGAUCCAGGCCCAAGGAUCCAGGCCCAAGGAUCCGGGCCCACAGAUCCAGGCCCAAAGAUCCAGGCCCAUGGAUCCAGGCCCAAGGAUCCAGGCCCAAGGAUCCGGGCCCACAGAUCCAGGCCCAUGGAUCCAGGCCCACAGAUACAGGCCCACGGAUCCAGGCCACAGAUCCAGGCCCACGGAUCCAGGCCCAUGGAUCCAGGCCCACGGAUCCGGGCCCAUGGAUCCGGGCCCACAGAUCCCGGCCCACAGAUCCCGGCCCACGGAUCCAGGCCCACAGAUCUGGGCCCAUGGAUCCAGGCCCACAAAUACAGGCCACAGAUCCAGGCCCAUGGAUCCGGGCCCACGGAUCUGGGCCCACAGAUCCAGGCCACAGAUCCGGGCCCACGGAUCCAGGCCCAAGGAUCCAGGCCUGCAGAUCCAGGCCCACAGAUCCAGGCCCAAGGUUCCGGGCGCAAGGAUCCAGGCCCAGGGAUCCAGGCCCACAGAUCCAGGCCCACAGAUCCAGGCCCACGGAUCCAGGCCCACAGAUCAUGGCCCAAGGUUCCGGGCCCAAGGAUCCAGGCCCACGGAUCCGGGCCCACAGAUCCAGGCCCACGGAUCCAGGCCGUGCCCAGCGGAAUGCCAGUUCCUCCCCACGCCGUCCCAUCUCCAUCCCUGGAUGAGGCUCAGCGCUAA
Taeniopygia guttata (zebra finch) is the source of this 1029-nucleotide messenger RNA. The record is from RefSeq and is a predicted model, not a curated record. Lineage: Eukaryota; Metazoa; Chordata; Aves; Passeriformes; Estrildidae.